AUGGAUGGAGUAGAGAGGAAAAGGACAGAGGAUCAGAGGAGCAUCAUGAAAGAUAGCGAGAAUAAACCAGACACCAGCAUCCCCGAGCGCGUGACACUAAAGAAGGAGAUCGGACUUCUGAGUGCAUGCACGAUUAUCAUUGGUAACAUCAUUGGCUCAGGAAUCUUCAUCUCUCCUAAGGGGGUUCUGGAGCACUCGGGUUCUGUUGGAUUGGCACUGGUGGUGUGGAUACUAGGAGGGGGUGUAGCUGCUCUUGGUUCACUCUGCUACGCUGAACUAGGGGUCACCAUCCCCAAAUCUGGAGGAGACUAUUCCUACGUUACUGAGAUAUUUGGAGGUCUUGUGGGGUUUCUGCUGUUAUGGAGCGCAGUGCUAAUCAUGUAUCCCACCACACUGGCAGUCAUAGCUCUCACUUUCUCCAACUAUGUGCUUCAGCCUGUUUUCCCGCACUGUGUUCCUCCAUACAUGGCAACACGCAUGUUGUCCAUCAUCUGCAUAUUGUUUUUGACAUGGGUGAACUGCUACAGUGUGCGUCUGGCCACACGGAUCCAGGAUGUGUUUACAGUGGCUAAACUUCUGGCUUUGGGGCUCAUCAUUAUUGUCGGUCUCAUGCAGAUUUAUGAAGGUAACUAUGAGAGCCUGACUCCACAGGUGGCAUUCAUGUUUUAUAAAGCUCCAACUGUUGGGCAGAUCGCUCUGGCUUUCCUUCAUGCCUCCUUUGCCUUUAGUGGGUGGAACUUCCUAAACUAUGUUACAGAAGAGGUGGUGAAUCCAAGAAGGAAUCUGCCACGAGCCAUUUAUAUCUCAAUUCCAUUGGUGACAUGUGUGUACACUCUCACAAACAUUGCGUAUUUCUCCUCCAUGUCUCCCGAGGAGCUGCUCUCUUCUAACGCAGUGGCGGUUACGUUCGGUGAGAAACUCCUUGGGAUGGUUUCCACCAUCAUGCCAAUCUCUGUGGCACUCUCCACUUUUGGGGGCAUCAAUGGCUACCUCUUCACCUCCUCUAGGUUGUGUUUUUCCGGGGCAAGGGAAGGGCAUUUACCAAGCCUUCUGGCUAUGAUCCACUUUAAGAACUGUACACCGAUCCCAGCUCUGCUUGUCUGUUGCACUGCCACAAUUGUAAUCUUGUGCAUUGGAGAAACUCACAACCUUAUAAACUAUGUGUCUUUCAUCAACUACCUCUCUUAUGGAGUUACUAUAGCUGCUUUGCUCUACUACAGAUGGAAGAAGCCAAACUUAUACAGACCCAUCAAGGUGAGUCUGUUGGUUCCAGUGGCAUACCUGCUGUUCUGGGCUCUGCUGCUGGGCUUCAGUUUACACUCAGAGCCAUUGGUGUGUGGAGUAGGGCUGGUCAUCAUGCUCACCGGAGUGCCCGUCUAUUUCCUUGGAGUUUACUGGCAACACAAGCCAAAAUGCAUAUAUAACUUUGUUGAGUGGGCUACGCACCUGGGACAGAGGGUGUUUUUCGUUGUUUUCCCACAAAUUGAUCCCAUAGAAGUCACAGAAUGGACUGACAAAUCUUCCUUCACGAGCAAGGCUUCAGGACAACUUUGAAUUUUGUAUUAAUUGAAUUGCCUGUUGCUACAAAGGCUCGUAGGGGAAAUCAAACAAUAUCUUUCUCAUUUAUUUCAAUGGGGACUCUGAGUGUUUGUUUCCAGUGGCACCAUUUCAGCAAUUAUGGAUUGUGCCUUUAAACUGUUUCACUUUUCAUUUGUUAGAUAUGUUUUAUAGGAACAGAUAAUUGGAUUCAGUGUUUCAACCCUUAAAUUUGCUACUGGGGUUCAUUUGCAAUUGACAUUCCUGUGUUGACACAUUGGAUGUGUACAGUAUCUCUCCUCUCUUUCACAUGGUUAUUCACUUGUAGUUUCUUGUCAACAACAUAACAAUUUACACAAAUGUAUCAUGCCUCACUGAUGCAAAUACA
Messenger RNA from Xyrauchen texanus (razorback sucker), 1924 nucleotides. Its product is annotated as asc-type amino acid transporter 1-like. Gene Ontology annotation, molecular function: neutral L-amino acid transmembrane transporter activity; L-amino acid transmembrane transporter activity. Gene Ontology annotation, cellular component: membrane. Gene Ontology annotation, biological process: D-alanine transmembrane transport; D-serine transmembrane transport; amino acid transmembrane transport. The transcript has 11 exons. The record is from RefSeq and is a predicted model, not a curated record. NCBI's taxonomy places the organism in Eukaryota, Metazoa, Chordata, Actinopteri, Cypriniformes, Catostomidae. The coding region runs from base 1 to 1554 and encodes 517 amino acids.